Molecule: messenger RNA, 1689 nt
Organism: Cariama cristata (Red-legged seriema)
Lineage: Eukaryota; Metazoa; Chordata; Aves; Cariamiformes; Cariamidae
Gene: FPGT
Product: fucose-1-phosphate guanylyltransferase
Molecular function (GO): transferase activity, transferring phosphorus-containing groups
Source: RefSeq, a predicted model, not a curated record
AUGACAAGUUGCUUUCUACAGCAGAAGGCAGCAUUUAAAACGCUUCCUGGUCACCGGCCACAGCACCAGAUCCCAGUAUGCUUCACAUGUCAGUGCAGGUAUUAUCGGUGCUCUUUUCAGCAGAUACUAAAAUAUUUUUUUUUAGGGAAUGGUGGAUCAACACUUCAUGUUCUUCAAUGCUUGGAAGAUCUGUAUGGUGAUAAAUGGACUUCUUUUAUUGUGCUGCUAAUUCAUUCUGGCGGUUACAGUCAACGUUUACCAAAUGCAAGCGCCCUGGGAAAGAUUUUCACAGCUUUGCCUUUUGGCAAUCCCGUUUACCAGAUGUUGGAACUGAAGCUCGCCAUGUACAUUGAUUUCCCCAAUCACAUGAAACCAGGAAUUCUCAUUACGUGUUCGGAUGACAUAGAACUUUACAGCACUGGAGUUACAGAAAUCAUCACAUUUGAUAAACCUGGAUUUACCGCGUUAGCUCACCCUUCGGAUUUGACAGUUGGGACCACUCACGGAGUGUUUGUUUUAGAUCCAUCCAGUUUUUCAGGAAAAGGAGGACUUGAAUACACAUCUUGCCAUCAUUUCCUGCACAAGCCUGAUAUUGAGACAAUGCGCCAGUGUGGCGCAGUGUGCCUAAGAGGGAAUUGUUCUCAGCCAAGUUCCUCUGGAGACCCCUGUGACUCAGAAAUGAACUUGGAGUGUGUGUAUACAGACAGCAUAUUUUACAUCGAUCAUAGCAUUGCAAAACAAUUACUGACAUUUUAUAAGCAGAUGGGCAGUCUUUGCUGUGAAAUAGAUGCAUAUGGUGACUUCCUCCAGGCUCUGGGACCUGGAGCCACUCAAGAUUACACAAAAAACACAAGUAACGUCACAAAAGAGGAAUUGCGGUUAGUAGAAGUACGGCAGAAGCUGUACUCUCUUCUGAAAGGAACUACGCUUAAUGUUAUAGUCUUAAACAACUCUAAGUUCUAUCAUAUUGGAACUACCCAAGAGUAUUUGUUUCAUUUUACAUCUGAUAGCAAACUGAAAUUUGAGCUUGACUUGCUGCCUGUAGCUUUUAGCAUCUUUUCUGACAAAGCCGAGACCUUGGGUCAGUCAGCAAGUGUCAUUCAAAGCGUCCUUGAGCCUGGAUGUUUUAUAGGACCAGGAUCCAUUAUUGAAUACUCUAGAAUUGGACCUGAAGUCUCAGUAGGGAAGAGCAGCAUUAUCAGUGGAUCGUACAUAAAUUUGAAAGUAGAAAUACCUUCAAACUGUUUCCUGAGUUCAUUAAGUAUAAAAAUGAACGAUCAAGUACAGUAUGUAAGUAUAGUGUUUAGUGUAGAAGACGACUUGAAAAAGAGUGUGAAAUCAUUGUCAGAUAUACAUUCGCUCCAUUUUUUUGGAGUCAGCUUACUGGAAUGCUUGGACCUCUGGGGUGUAAAGGUUUCAGACCAGCUCUUCUGCAGUGAGAACACACGUUUGGGGUUGUGGACUGCUAGGAUUUUUCCUGUUUGUUCUACUUUAAGUGAAUCGGUUAGAAUAUCGUUAAAGAUGUUAAAUUCUGUGCAGCACAUGUCGGCUUUUAAAUUGAAUGGCUUUAAGCUGUUGUCUGUUGCAGAAAUGCUCACCUACAAAGAUGUAGAAGACAUGUUGAAGUUUAGGAAGCAAAUUUAUGACGAAAUCAGUCUACAAAGACAAAAAGAGAAGUCUGAUUUGUAG